AUGCAGAUUUGGGCCGUUCUCGCGACACUCGCGGCAGCCGCUGCUGCCGUGCAGAGUAACCCUCACAUUAAAGCUAAACAAUCCAAGCCUCUCAUUCCGGCGCUGAAUAAACGCUCUGUCGAGGUCGGGUCAAGAGGUAAUUAUCAAUACUUGACCAACACGACUGAGAAAUUCCUUGUCAAUGGCACCCACUUCCCUCAAGUCCCCUUUGACAUUGGUGAGUCGUAUGCGGGUCUCCUCAAGAAUACCCCAUCCGGCCAGAGCAGCCUAUUUUUCUGGUUCUUCCCUACUGCCAAUCCAAAUCAAAAUAAUAAAAAAGAAAUCACCAUCUGGCUCAACGGCGGCCCCGGCUGCAGCUCUCUGGUCGGCUUACUCCAAGAAAACGGCCCCUUUUUGUGGCAAUCGGGUGUUUACCAACCCGUGCGAAACCCAUAUUCCUUCCACAACUUGACGAAUGUCGUGUAUAUCGAUCAACCAGCCGGCACAGGCUUCUCGCCUGGUCCAUCCACGGUCCAGAACGAGGUUGAUGUUGCGAAUCAAUUCAAGGACUUCUGGAAGCGGUUUAUUGACACUUUUGGUAUGCAAGGGUACAAAGUGUAUAUCACCGGUGAGAGUUAUGCGGGACAGUAUAUUCCGUAUAUUGCGGAGGGAUUCAUUAAGCAGAAUGACACGCAAUAUUUCAAUUUGAAGGGUAUUCAGAUUAAUGAUCCUUCUAUUAACGAUGAUUCGGUCAUGAUAUACGCCCCUGCUGUGGCCGCCUUGAACCAUUACUCAUCUGUCUUCGGUCUCAACGACACAUUCAUGAAACACAUCAACGCCGCCGACGCCAAAUGUGGUUAUACAGACUUCCUCAACAAAGCCCUCACUUACCCACCCCCAUCCCCUUUCCCAAACCUCCACAAAGCAAACGCCGCUGGGUGCGAUACAUGGGAUCAAAUAGUUACAGCAGCCACCUUGGUCAACCCCUGUUUCAACAUCUACCAUCUCACGGACUUCUGUCCGUUCUUAUGGGACGAAAUGGGUUUCCCGUCGGAAGCCCAAGGACCGAAUAAUUAUUUCAACCAGGCUGCUGUGCAGGCUGCGUUGCACGUUCAGCAUACCGAUUACUCUGUCUGCGGUGAAACGAAUAUUUUCCCUAACGGCGACGGCUCUGUUCCCAGUGCCUUGGGCCCGUUGCCUCGUGUUAUUGAGGCUACCAACAACGUCCUCAUUGGCCACGGCUGGUAUGAUUAUUUGUUGUUUAUGAAUGGGUCCCUCGCGACGAUUCAGAAUAUGACCUGGAACGGUGCGCAGGGUUUCCGGUUCCCGCCUACUGAAGCACUUUACGUGCCGUAUGAGGCUGGUAGUCUGGUUGAUCCUGUGACUUGGAGUGGUGGCGGUGGAAUUUUGGGCACUGCGCAUACGGAGCGUGGGUUAACUUUUUCGAGUGUUUAUGGGUCUGGACAUGAAAUCCCGCAGUAUGUCCCUGGAGCUGCGUAUCGUCAACUCGAGUUCUUGCUUGGAAGGAUUGCCAAUUUAACGGUUGUGGGACCUUUUACGACUCAGAAGUGA
Messenger RNA from Talaromyces marneffei, 1551 nucleotides. RefSeq lists its product as uncharacterized. The transcript is spliced from 4 exons. Lineage: Eukaryota; Fungi; Ascomycota; Eurotiomycetes; Eurotiales; Trichocomaceae. The record is from RefSeq and is a predicted model, not a curated record. Gene Ontology annotation, molecular function: serine-type carboxypeptidase activity. Gene Ontology annotation, biological process: proteolysis. The coding region runs from base 1 to 1551 and encodes 516 amino acids.